AUGGCAGCAGGAGAGCAGCCAGAGCACAUUCGUGGAUCACAUUUUGCUAAACUUGGUCUCCAGGGAGAUUUUGAGAAUCUGAAUGAGAACAAUGGGCCAUACUGGGUGCUGCUGGGCAGGCACAACCUGACGUUACCAGAGCCACUGGACCAGGUUAUUCCUGUAGAGAAAUUCAUCAUACACCCAGAAUAUAAUGACAGUAAUGUGGCCAAAUGCUAUGACAUCGCCCUCCUUAAGCUGUCACACAGCGCUAAGCUGACACCUGAAGUGAAGCCUGCCUGUCUCCCUCCUGCUGGCUACACCCCACCCCAUGGAACGAAAUGCUACAUCACUGGCUGGGGCACCACCUCCACUGGCGGGUCAGUCUCAGAUGUUCUACUGGAGGGGCUGCUACCUGUGGUGCACUAUGAACACUGCUCCCAGCCAGACUGGUGGGGCUCCACUGUGAAGCAUUGCCACAUUUGUGCUGGUGGAUACAAAGUCUCUGGCUGUAUUGGUGACUCUGGAGGACCCCUCAACUGUCCCGGAGAGAAUGCUGAGUGGGAAGUCCAUGGUGUGACCAGUUUUGUUUCUGCCUGUGGUUGCAACACUGCGAAGAAGCCCACGGUGUUCACCCGCAUGUCGUACUUCAUUGACUGGAUUAAGGAGGUGAAGACUGAGCAGAUGGGAGGGCUCCUGGUUGCAGGCUGUGUUGACAUGGAGGAAAGUCAGAUCUUGAUCACUGGAGUUGACUUCAGGAAGUGGUGCUGA
This is a messenger RNA of Ochotona princeps (American pika), 750 nucleotides long. Its product is annotated as chymotrypsin-like elastase family member 3B. The transcript has 6 exons. Gene Ontology annotation, biological process: proteolysis. Lineage: Eukaryota; Metazoa; Chordata; Mammalia; Lagomorpha; Ochotonidae. Gene Ontology annotation, molecular function: serine-type endopeptidase activity. Bases 1 to 750 code for a protein of 249 amino acids. The record is from RefSeq and is a predicted model, not a curated record.